AGUUUCGGGCAACUAGACAAGCCCGAACAUAAGAAGAAAGUAGGAGAAAAAUGUGGAAAUUUGCACUAAUUCCAGUAUUGUCCUUACUGGUUGUGUGGACAUGGCAAUUCUUGAACUGGGCUUGGUUCAAACCGAGGAAGACUGAGAAGUUGUUCAGGCAACAGGGAAUGAAAGGGAAUCCUUACACGUUUCUGUUCGGAGACGCCAAGGAGACAGGCCUCAUGUACGAGAAAGCCUACUCCAAACCCAUCGGUUUUAACGACGAUCUCACUCCCCGUCUCAUGCCUAACAUUCUCCACACUCUACAGAAAUACGGCAAUUACUCGUUUUCGUGGGCGGGACCAAGACCGCGUGUAUUCAUAAUGGACGUUGAUGUUGCAAGAGAAGCAAUGAACAAACACAGUUCGUACGUAAAGACAUUUAAAAUAGCUACCGAUUUAGUGAAGAUGCUAUUCGAUGGCGGCUUUGCUAUCUUGGAGGGCAAAGAAUGGAGCAAGUUCAGAUCAAAGGUCAACCCCUUUUUCAACUUGGACAAGUUAAAGCCGCUCGUUCCUGCGUUUCAAUCGUGCUCUGCUGACGUUCUAAAAGAAUGGAAUGAGAGAAUAUCAAAGGAAGGCGGCUCCGGUGUGGUUGAUGUGUUUCCUGAUCUUGAAAUCUUCACCGGGGCGAUAUUGGCGCAGUUGAUGUUUAGUUCUACUUAUACUCAGCAGAUCAAACAGACUUUCCUCCAACUGGCUGAACUUGGGACUUUGGCAAGAAUACAUUCCAAGCUAUUCAGUAUACCUGGAGAAAAGUACUUGCCGACUCAGCCGAAUAGGAGAGCCAAUGAAAUCGUCAAUUAUGCACGAGCUUCAUUUACAUCUAUGAUUAAUGAUAGACUACAGAGGAAGACUGGAGCACCAGUUAGUGGAAAAAUGGACUUGCUGGAUAUAUUGAUAGAGAAAUUGUACAAUGGAGAUGUUACAAAGAGUGAACGCCACAAGAUUAUAGAAGACGCCAUAGCCGAGUGCAAGACGUUUUUCUUUGCAGGUUUCGAAACCAGCUCUACUCUCUUGACUUGGACCAUACUCAUGCUUGCAUAUCACCAAGACUGGCAAGCUCGCGCUAGAGAAGAGGUUUUUCAAGUGUUGGGCGAUAAGAAAGACAUCACUUCUGAUGACUUGGGCAAGCUAAAAAUUGUAACGAUGAUCAUAAACGAGGUCUUACGUUUGUACCCACCGGUGAUUGAACUGUCGAGAGUGGUCAAAGAAGAAUCAAAGAUAAAGGACUACACAAUACCAAAGGAUGCAUUGGUCACAUUUCCGGUGCUUAUGUAUCAUCGGAGCACUAAAAUCUGGGGUGAGGAUGCUGGAGAAUUCAAUCCACAAAGGUUUGCUGACGGAGUGCUGAAGGCAGCUAAUGGGGAGGCGGCAUUCAUGCCCUUCGGUUGGGGUCCUCGGAUUUGCAUUGGGAUGAACUUCGCCAUAUUGGAGAGUAAAACGUUCAUGGCAAUGCUUCUGCGCGAGUUCUCCUUUGAGUUUUCCCCGACUUAUACGCACUCCCCAGUGGUUGCUUUCACUAUUCAACCGCAGUUGGGCGCUCCCGUCGUGAUGAAGAAGCUCUAACUUAGCUACACACCCUUGCAUUUCAUUACAUGUUGAUCAAAUUCUAGUGUUUGUGUAAUAUGUCUCGUCUCCUCUGAAUAAUGUCUUGAGCUGAUGAUAAUGCACACAAGGAAUCUUUCAUCCUUUUCACUUUAGAAAAAAACAAACAAACAUCUUUUGCGAUUUA
Messenger RNA from Sesamum indicum (sesame), 1770 nucleotides. RefSeq names its product secologanin synthase 1. NCBI's taxonomy places the organism in Eukaryota, Viridiplantae, Streptophyta, Magnoliopsida, Lamiales, Pedaliaceae. The record is from RefSeq and is a predicted model, not a curated record. Gene Ontology annotation, molecular function: iron ion binding; heme binding; oxidoreductase activity, acting on paired donors, with incorporation or reduction of molecular oxygen.